Molecule: messenger RNA, 705 nt
Organism: Fulvia fulva
Lineage: Eukaryota; Fungi; Ascomycota; Dothideomycetes; Mycosphaerellales; Mycosphaerellaceae
Exons: 1
Coding region: 1-705 (234 amino acids)
Source: RefSeq, a predicted model, not a curated record
AUGUUCAGUAUGAUCAUGUCGACUGCAUCACUGCCUUCAUUGCCUUCACCUCCAGCAUCGGGACCAACAGGAGCAAGACCUCUAGGGACGCCUGAGGCCAGCGACUCCAAUUCCACAGUUACAUACACUCACUACACCGGCGAUGGCAGUGUGGCUGCAGGCUGGCCAGACCAGAAAGAGUGGAUCGACUACGACACAAUGUGGACCCAAAACAAAGCAGCCUUCAUCGACAAGCAGAACAACACCCCCGAAGACAACGAUAACCUGCAAGCCGCCAUCGAGGGAGUCUCAACCAAGUACGACGUCGACAAGCGGCUCAUCCUCGCCGUCGUGAUUCAAGAAUCAAACGGCAAUGUCCGCGUCAAGACGACUCAGUUCGCACAAGGAAGCAAUCCAGGUCUCAUGCAGACUCACAACGGACUCGGAAGCUGCGCGGGUCUCACGAUUUGCCCGGACGAGAUGAUUGUCACGAUGAUCGAGGAAGGUUCGGCAACGGGAUCGGACGGCGUGAAUUUAAAAGACCUUAUGGAUGGGUGUGGUGCUUCGGAUGUGACCAAGUACUACAAAGCGGCGCGGAAGUACAACUCUGGUGUGAACAGUAUCGGACCUGAUGGGGACUUGUCUGCACCGGGCGCGACGGCUAGCUAUGCGUCUGAUAUCGCGAAUAGAUUGAUGGGGUAUGUUGGUGGACAGGGAGGACAAUAG